GUCAUGCAAAAAGACGCCAAGCAAGCUAGAGGGCUUUAUCAUAGAGAUCGGCUACCUGGGCGCGGACCUGGUAAAGGACAUGGCGGAAAAAGGCAGUCCUGGAGGCGGCAAGGGGCCCGGCGGCGAGGGCUCGGACCGCAGCAAGAAGCUAAAUGCGAGGACUCACUGCGCAGCGUGCCAGAAGCCGGGACACUGGAAGGGCGACCCCGAGUGUACAGGGGCGCCAAGUAAGGCGCACAUGACGACUGCCGGCGACCAUGGUGAAGACGACCAGGGACCAGAGCAGUAUCUCACGAGCUGGAGCAGCAAGGAAAAGCAUAUCGAGAAGCGAACGUUCUUCAUCAACAACCACGUGCUGAUGACUGGCACAGGCAGCGUGAACGUUAUCAUGGUUACGAAAGGGGAGCUGCUGCAGCAGUGCGGCGGCAAGCUGCUACCAGACUCGUGCUGCGCCAAGUCCGUUGGAGGGCAGGUUUGGCAUGGCGACAUCAAGAAGCGGCUCGCGAAGGUGGGCCUCAAGCCGAUCGAGUUUGUCGAACAUGAAGUUUUCAGGUUUGGCGCUGGGAAGCCAGUCGCGAGCGCGAUUGGAGCGCUGGUGCCGCUCGCAGUGCGCGGACGUCCCUUCGCGCUGAGACUAUCCGUCGCGCCGUGCCUGGUCCCUUCGGUGCUGUCGCAGAAGGCUCUUGGUCAUCUGGGAGCAGUGCGCGACCGUGAGGUGGGGGCUGGCGGGGGCGCCGUGACGUUCAGCAAGCUGGGAGUCUCCAACCUCGAGCUCGGGCAGGCCAAGAGCGGACAUCCGAGUUUCGAUGUGCUGGAGUUCGACAGGGCUCACAUUUUUACCAUGGCUCCAGACGUGGGCCCCGGCCAGACAGAGAUCAGGUACGAGAUAUUCCCAGUGGGCCUCCAACGGGGCCCCAAGGGGCCCCGCGUCAACCGCGUCAAGAGCGACCCGAAUCACGAGGAGCCAAGCUUCAACAUCAUGAGGGAUCCGAACCAGUACGAGCUAAACUUCAACGACUGCGAGAGCGACCCGAAUCACUGCGAACUAAACUUCAGAAAGCUUCAGGAGCACCCCAACGAGAACCCUGCACGCGUGCCGGGGUGGAUCCAGGGCUGGGGCAUCCGCGAUGUCAGCGCCAACAAGAAGUACAACACCGUAGCGCCGAUGCGCUGGAAACAGAUUUUCAAGCUGGCGUUCUUAGCCGUCGCGAUGACCAGGCACCCGGCGGUGGCCAUCAUCUUCCACAACGGACGCCGCCACGGCCGGGGGGAGAUCCUCGAGAGGCAGGCCGAGGCACCAGCGCCCAGACGACGACUACCAUUGGGGACUAUGGUCAAGGUGGAGUUGCAGGAAGAGAUGGGGAGCAACGGGCUGGAGUUCCAAGGCCUGGGCUGCAGAGGGAUGCGCGUGAUCCUCAGCGAGCGACGGAUCGAGAACGGCCAGAGCCGCAGAGGAGCUCGAGCUGCAGAUCCAGAACUCCGAGGACUCGCCAAGAAGUCACGAGCAGAGUUGGUCCAGCUGGCCAGAAAACGCAACGUGAAAGUUACCGACGACAUGCUCAAGGACAAAAUCGUGUGUUUGUUGCUGGGGCAGACACCGAAAGCAGUCAAGAAGGAAGAGACUAAGGACGAGGUACCGCUGCUUACGACUUCGAAGGUUGCUUCCGCGACCAGCAACAUGGCUAUUGCAGCAGAAGACAUCGGCGUAGAGGAGGGCCAGACUUGGGAGAUGAUAGUUCCGAAGGGGAAGAGCAGGACACAGCAAGAAGCAACGCGCAAGAUGAAGCCGGGACAGAUCAAGCGCUACGCGGACAUGAUCAGGAAGACUGUCAGCUUCCUGGCGUGGCAGACCACGUUCCUCGGCACCUUUCUGGUCAAGCCGCUCUUCUCGGGGGGCGGGGCUAUCGUGCGAGAUCUCUGCGACGUGUUCAACGUCAAGACCGAUCCGAGCUACGACUUGAUGCAGAUCUUCGCGGGUGAGGUCGUCAUCUCAGAGGAGUUCAGACGAGCUGGACUCGAGGUGUGCGAGCCCAUUGCUCAUAUCUACAACUACAACCUGCGGAUCGCCCAAGAUCGGCGAGAGAUUCUACAGCUCUACCGCACAUGCAGGCCGAAGCUCCUCACGUUGGUGAAGGUCGACGCGUGCCAGUUCAAGCUACGACACCAGCAGUCUAACGGAAUGGUCAAGAAGCCGACGAAGCUCUUGGUCUCUAGUGACUCCUACGUCAAGCGGCUGAGCAGGCAAUGUGACGGACGUCACCCGCAUCGCCAACUGGAAGGAGCUCACUACACACGCAAGGCAGGGCGAUGCACCAGAGAGUUCGCGAAGGCAGUCUUGCAAGCAUACCAGCACAGCAACGUGACCUACAUGAUGGAGAACGGAGUCUACGCGACCGGCGUCUUGAUUGAUUUUAUGGGUGGCGAAUCGGACGAGUGGUUCUAUUGCGAGAACGUGGGCGACUUUACCGAGAUGCUGGUUAAGUUACCAGAUGGACCUGACUGGGGCCGCGUAGGCAGAAGAAGAGUCGUAGACCUCGGGGCCGACACGGUGGUGCAGGACUUCGAGAAGGCCGAUAUCACCACGGAUUUGAUCAAGCCGAAGUUGGAUCGCACUGCCAAGCUGAAGAUUCAGCUAUGGUACAAGCCAGAACCUGUUGCAGAGGACAUCGGAGCCAAGGCUAUCCAGUUAGGACCUGGAAGUUCAGAGUGCUCAAGCAAGGACCUCGCAGCUCUACGGUACCUUCGCAAGAGCGUGCGCCACCCCAGCAACGAGGAUCUUGCCAUGUCGUUGAGAUGUUCAG
Molecule: messenger RNA, 2801 nt
Organism: Prorocentrum cordatum
Lineage: Eukaryota; Dinophyceae; Prorocentrales; Prorocentraceae
Source: the annotation of a GenBank genome assembly